Messenger RNA from Bombus terrestris (buff-tailed bumblebee), 3590 nucleotides. RefSeq lists its product as uncharacterized. Gene Ontology annotation, molecular function: inositol tetrakisphosphate kinase activity; inositol-1,4,5-trisphosphate 3-kinase activity. The transcript is spliced from 9 exons. The record is from RefSeq and is a predicted model, not a curated record. Gene Ontology annotation, cellular component: nucleus; cytoplasm. NCBI's taxonomy places the organism in Eukaryota, Metazoa, Arthropoda, Insecta, Hymenoptera, Apidae. Gene Ontology annotation, biological process: inositol phosphate biosynthetic process. Bases 416 to 3100 code for a protein of 894 amino acids.
UUCUAGGAGGCUGAUUUCAAUGCAAUAGAUCCCCUCCUUUUACACAGGAACUCAAGUAUAGGUGGUCACCGCGGUAUGGUCAAGUUCAAAUCUCGAGUUCAGUCGGCCAUCAGCUACGAUUGACGUACAAUCAUUGCAUACAUGGCUUUUCUCAAUUACUACAAUCAGAAAUUAUUAUCCGUGGAUAGCGAGCAACAAUGAACAUAAAGAAUGUUUGGUCAAAUUUCUCAGAUUUUAGUUUAAAAGUUAGGUUGUUUCGUGACGUAAACGUGUCCAAAAUUAAAUACAUUAAAUUUCCUUUUUUGUUUUUUUCCAAAAAAAACUCUUUGUUGCAUUUACAAAUUUUUUAAAAUAAUUGUUUAUAAAAUUAUUUUAUAUUACCAAUCUGGAAUAAAAUGCAGAACACGACAUCAAUAUGGACAGUCAGGCGAUCUCGUCGAACGAUGUCGUCAUCGCAGGCCGAUUGCGAAGCAGCAUCGGGAGCAAUUUGAUAAACCAUCCACCAAAGAAAAGGGUGAAUUUUCCGAAGACCAUGAACUUAACCUACAUAUCGGACAUUGACGAAGAUCAAAUCCUCUCAAUUCAUAAUGAUCUACUUAAAAAUGGAAAAAAAAGUGAAAGGAAGAAUGAAAAGAAAGACAAUUCGGAAGAUCAUAACAGGAGUUCUUUUAAAUCGAAUUGCAGCCGAUUAUUCAAACCGGGUCAGUUGAUCAAGCUACGUUUCCCAUCUAUCUCUCACGUGGUUCACGGAAACGAACAUGGCGACCUCUACUAUCGUCGGCGCCGUGGCCGCGAUUGGUUUAGAAUCAGUGCGCGAUGCGUCUCCUGUAUUUCAAAUCGAACAUCAAACAACCGAGUGCCUUUGAGACAAUGCACGUAUCCUCGGCGAAGUAGUCGAUGUGAGGUUCAAUCUUCCUUAACUCCUGAAGCGACACAAUUAAAACAGCUGCUACGAGGACGAGGCUACACCGAAGAGAAGAACAAGGGAUGUUCGAAGAAUAAUUUCUUCAGCGGUGAGAAAUCGGAAGUGGAGCGUCGAUCUUCGAAGCAGAACGUGGAUUUAUCGUCCUCGAACGCGGUACAGACGUCGCGAAAACGACGCGUAGGCAUCGUGGAGAAUCAGUACGUCGCCGAGAGUGACGCCGGCUCGUCGGUAUGCGACUUGGUUCAAAGCUUGGAACGAGUGCUCGGUGAGAAGAACAAGGGGGUCACGAUGAAGUCAAAGAAGCAACAGAACGCCCUGGAGGGUAUCGUCGACCCUAUAGAAGAGAAUGAAACCUAUGACGAGUUCGACACGGUGAGAAUGCCGGUUGUUAGAUCCCUGAGCAAGAGUCCACAGAGCGACGAAGGUAUUGAAACGGACACGGAUCGAAGAAGAGGAUCGAUGGCCCGAUGCUGGAGCCUCGAUUCGGCCGCAGCCAGUGACGAGGACACAUCUCUGACUACUCACCAACAGAAACGACACAAACUACGGGUUACUAGAUGCUGCAGCUCCGAUAGUGCAGUGCUCAGCGACGAGGACCAAAUAAAAGGAUGGGAUAGUACAAAUAUGGUGGAGGGAAGCGAGACUGAGCAUAAUGAGGGAAGACCUAGAUAUUGGAGAACACCCAGUGUAGUUGUUAGUGAUUACUCUGAUUAUUCUUACUUAGAUGAAAAACUAGAGAGAAAUGAUCUUGAUCUUGAAAAGUAUGAAGGGAUUAGUGGCACUCCCAGCCAAGCAAGCAGCUGCUCUUGCUUGGAUUGUGAUGAAAUACGUGAAUCUUUAGAUACUCAGUUCCUACAAGUCUGCCGUAGUAGACGACAUUCAGAUUCUUGCUGUUUGUGUCUUGACUCUAUAAAUGCUGUUGCUGUAAGAAACCUCAAUGAGACUGGAAAUAGAAGAAAUUCUUGCCUGGAUUCCACUGACUCCUACUAUUCCAAGCUCAACACACAGUUUACACAGUACAUGCCACGGAACUCUUCAGAGUUGCAAGAAGAUAUAAAAGUUGGCUUAUUGAACAUUCCACCGGCACGAAAAAUCUCAGACUGUUCCACUACAUCUAGCCUUAGCGGAGACGAAUCUGACGUCGCUGAAUUACAACCAAUCAAGUCCUCCAAGUCGUCAGGAUGGAGAAAACUUAGGAAUAUAGUUCAUUGGACACCUUUUUUCCAAACCUACAAGAAACAACGGUAUCCAUGGGUCCAACUAGCGGGUCAUCAAGGAAACUUCAGAGCGGGGCCUACUCCAGGGACGAUUCUAAAGAAACUCUGCCCUCAGGAAGAAGCUUGCUUUCGUCUGUUAAUGAACGACGUAUUGAGGCCGUACGUUCCAGAGUUCAAAGGUGUUUUAGAUGUAAACGAUACAGAAGAAGGGAAUGUCGAGGAGCAUGAUGCAGGGGAAACACAUCAAAAGGAUGGUAAUGGUGACAAUGUGACUAAGAGGAUCGUAGUGUCCUCUUACUUGCAGCUGCAAGAUCUUCUCGGAGACUUUGAACAUCCUUGUGUGAUGGAUUGCAAAGUUGGAGUCAGGACGUAUUUGGAAUCGGAACUUGCGAAAGCCAAAGAAAGACCUAAGUUACGAAAAGACAUGUACGAGAAAAUGAUACAAGUGGACCCAUCUGCACCAAGUGCUGAGGAACGUCGAGUGCAAGGAGUCACAAAACCAAGAUACAUGGUUUGGCGUGAAACGAUUUCCAGUACAGCUACGUUAGGCUUCCGCGUAGAAGGUAUUAAACUUGCUCAUGGAGGUUCGUCGAAGGACUUCAAAACGACGAGGACUCGGGAACAGGUUACGGAGGCGCUGAGACGUUUCGUGGAAGGCUAUCAGCACGCUGUACCCAAGUAUAUCCAACGUCUAAAGGCGAUUAGAACUACACUGAAAGCAUCGCCGUUCUUUGCCUCACAUGAAGUUGUCGGGUCUAGCUUGUUGUUCGUUCACGAUGCCAAAAAUGCUGGCAUUUGGAUGAUUGAUUUUGCUAAAACGUUACCUCUACCACAACAUUUGCCAAGGAUUUGUCACGAUGCCGAGUGGAAAGUUGGAAAUCAUGAAGAUGGAUACUUGAUAGGUGUGAACAAUCUAAUAGACAUAUUCCAAGAUAUAUGGAACUCCGAGGGAACAUAAUUAUACGGACCAUUUCGUUUGGAAAUAAGUUGAUGCUACAACAAAGAGGAUGUUGAGUUAAACGAACAUCAUGCACUCUUAACUUUGUAAACAUAAAUGCACCUUUUGUUCAGGUGCUUUUUCUUCUGUAUCUUUUUCUAUGAAUCUAUACUUCGUAUUUCGUGAAAUUUUGUACAUAGAUCAAUGACUUUUGUUAUGAUGUCUUUCGUAUGAUAUCCUCUUACCAGAAAACGGACCAAAGACGCGGUAGCUAUUGCUGCCUAGGUAUUUCAUAAUUAAACUUUCCUACAACGUAGAGACGAUACACAAAGAGAACUUGUAAAAUAUAAUUUAAAUGAUACCGUUAUGUAAUAAGUUUUAUUUAUGCAUUACAUGCAACGCUACAAGAAUCUUCUUGAUACAAGAGAACGAAGAAACGGUGGUUUUGUAUUUAAAAUCGUACCAUGCAUUUGUAAAUAAUUCGACACUUAAUAUAAAAAAAUCUUCACGA